Heterostelium album PN500 is the source of this 237-nucleotide messenger RNA. RefSeq lists its product as uncharacterized. The record is from RefSeq and is a predicted model, not a curated record. NCBI's taxonomy places the organism in Eukaryota, Evosea, Eumycetozoa, Acytosteliales, Acytosteliaceae. The transcript is spliced from 2 exons. Bases 1 to 237 code for a protein of 78 amino acids.
AUGUCAAAGUUUAUUAACAUUUUCUUGGUUGCCUUGGUUGUUGUUUUCGGAAUGAUUGCACUCAGUAGUGCCAAUGAAGAUAUCAUUGUAAAUGGUGUCAAUGAAAACUCCUACUCUGUUGAUAUUAGAGAACACUACUCACAAGACGUUUUCCCAGGCCAACAUGAAAGAUUGGAUGUUAACGCUCAUGCUUCUUACGAACAAAGACCAUACUACUACUCCAACAGAUGGUGGUAA